UUGACUUCAGGCACGAAACGAGUGUACUACUGCCAGCGGUGCCUCAAUCACAAUCGUCUGGAACCGCGGAAAAACCACAAAUGUGAAUGUGCAUACGCAAAUUGCGCCUGUAACAAAUGCAUACUAGUGGAGAAGCGUCGAGUGCUGAAUACUCAGCUGCACGAGCUGGAAGAUGUUGCUGACGUGGAAAAUGAGGCUGACGCGGGCGAACAUUAUGGCUUGGUUGGCAGACCUAAAGGAGGUAAUCCACUUCACCGGGUCGGAUUAGUUUCACUGAGCGGUUCCCGUGCUUGA
Gongylonema pulchrum is the source of this 294-nucleotide messenger RNA. NCBI's taxonomy places the organism in Eukaryota, Metazoa, Nematoda, Chromadorea, Rhabditida, Gongylonematidae. The record is from the annotation of a GenBank genome assembly.